Saxophila tyrrhenica is the source of this 1275-nucleotide messenger RNA. RefSeq lists its product as uncharacterized. The transcript has 2 exons. The coding region runs from base 1 to 1275 and encodes 424 amino acids. Lineage: Eukaryota; Fungi; Ascomycota; Dothideomycetes; Mycosphaerellales; Extremaceae. The record is from RefSeq and is a predicted model, not a curated record.
AUGCCUGAAGAGCAAAUGGCCGUGCCCUGGUUACGAUACACACUCACGAUUCCAUGCAUAUUCCCAAACCCCUGGCAUCGCUCAUCAAGCAUUCCGACCACCCCACUCAGCGCUGCCGACCUGCUUCGCAACCGCUUUGUCUUCAAGAUAACGUUCGAAGGAGUAGCAGCACGGUUGAUGGUCGUUCCCGAGCAGCACAUCCUCAGACACAUCCCGGUACGGAUCGGGACAAAUCACGCCUUGGACGAUGCCGUCGGCUGUGUCUGCAGUGACGAGCGCCGCGACAGCGUCUGCACUACGAUAGCGCGGAGCCAGAUGUACCCUAAAGCGCUCAGAAGCUUACAGCGGGUGCUCACGCAAGAAGGCAAAGCCAUCUCGGCCGAGACUAUGGCUGCUGCUACAUUGCUUCAAAUGCACGAGCACUCAAUGGCACCUUCGUCUAGUGGCUGGGUCACCCAUGCGAACGGCGUCAUUAGGAUGCUGGAGCUUCGCGGUCCUUCUCGAAUGGAAGGCGACCUUGACGGAGCCAUCCUACACGCCGAAUCUGGGAACAUCUUCAUCGAUGCUCUUCGGAACCGCGCAGUCUGUUUCCUUACCGAUCCCCGCUGGAGGGCCUUGAUCAGGUCGGGUUCUGCAUUCCGAAAUGCGGAUCAGGACACAGCGCAUAAUGCCAUGAUGACCGUUGGCUUCUCUAUGCCUGGCAUCGUCGCUCGUUUCGAGGAUUACCGUUCUGGCGUGCGGGGGGUAGAGGACGUCGUUCUGGAACUCAGCAAGGUUUGCGAACCUCUGCGGGAGUGGCAGAAUGUCUUCGAAUUGCAGUACUGCUCCUCUUCAUCUCCGUUAGAAGAUAAGAGCGACGUUAAACGAAUGGCGCACGCCUCGAACGUCUCGUUUCACGUCUCCCACAUCUUGAUCUAUUACGUGGCCGCCGAGAUGCACGUGUCCACUGUGGGCACAGAUAUCAGCAUCCCGGAACUACCGGGCUUUCCAGCCCGCGAAAACGAAGCUAUCACGUGUAAUCGUUUGAGAGGACACUCUUCAAAGGCGCAGGUGGAGCUGUCCGCUCUGGGCGCGAUUGAUGGCCACGCCGCAUCGGGCACCGCGUGGCUCAAGACGAUAUUGCUCGACAAGAUCCUAUCCGCGUCACAGCCGCAUCCCAGCCUGCUGAGCUUUCAGGAGGUAAUGCGUGACCUCAGAGCCGUCAUGGAGGCUUCGGUCGCCAAGUAUCCAGACAGGCAUACGGACUCGCCAUCUACAUCGAUGAGCAGAUUUUAG